GCAGGUGGGCAAUCGCAACGGGUACGGCACCCCGUGCAGUCGGUUGGUGUAGAAUUAUUUAUAAACAGGACGGAAGCAUAACUAGACCACCAGUUACCGUUCGGUGAGAGUCGCAAGCGGGUUCAUCGAAAUCCGAAACAUUCUAACGUUGCCUGCUCUAACGACAUCGCGCUGGAAGCAUAAUCAGUUGCCUUGCUCCAGUCAUCUCCCCCCCCCAGAUCGUUGCUUGAAAACACGGCCACGCGGCGCCAGUACGUCUUGUCGGUUGGGCUGUCACGGGACAGUCAGCGUGUGUGUUGUGAGCCCAACAAGCAACGCCAACGGACGGACGGUUAUUCUUCGCAGCCCCAAUCAAUACACACCGAAGUGGUGCAUCAAGCAAUCAGCCUGCACUUGCGAUGGUAGCGCCAGCCGAUCUAGAACGCCGGGAUGCCAUCCCGGUGCUAUACACGCGUGGCACCCACUACUCGGUCGGGUUUGAUGUGGGCCGCACCUUUGCAUCCAUCAUUCACAGCUUUCUGGAGAAGUCGGUAACGCUGAACGAAACCUAUCUUCCGCUGUUCAACACCGAAAAUGGUCGUAAAAUCUACGUUGACACGUACGAAAGCGUCAAUAAAUCAUUCCCGCAGUACAUCCGCGAGCUGCAGGGUAUUGCGGACGGGGCCAAGGUGGAGUUCCAUAAGCUGUUCUUGCUGCAUAUAGACGAUGUCAUAACCGGUGGCCAGGAUGGUAACAACCAACCGAUCGGUUGCUCGACCAUCUGUGUCAACGAACCCGACUGCGUUGUGCUGGGCCACACGGAGGACGCACUGUCCGAGGUGCUGAACCACUUCUAUUUCGUGUCGGCCCACAUCAUCUCGGAGUCGCCGGAAGGCAAGCACAAGGUGGUGGAGGAACGGUUCACCUCGCUCUGCUAUGCCGGCCACCUGCCUGGCUACACGAUGAACGCCAACCAUCACGGGCUGGUCUUCUCGAUCAACACGCUCAGCGCUAAAACGCUGGUCGGCGGCAAAACACCGCGCCACUUUAUUACGCGAGCCCUGCUGGCGGCGGAAAACUUCGUGCAGGCGCAAGAGAUACUGCGAGACCACGGCGUCGGCGCGGCUGAUGGGUGCUCCAUCAACAUGACGUUCCUUAGACAGGAGGGCGACCGGUUGUUCCACAACGCGGAGAUGGGUCCCGCCACCAACGGGGACGAGUCGCAGCUGAACAUCUUGACCGCCAGCCCGGGCGAGCACAUCAUCCACGUGAACAGCUACCAGCGGUUGCCGGUACAGGAGGUGUCCGGCCUGAUCAUCGAGUCGAGCAUCGAGCGGAUGAAAACGUUCGCCAAGUACGCGCCGCCGAAGACGGUCGCGGACGUGGUGCGGAUGCUGAGCGACGUGACCGCGUCCGAGCACAAGGUGUUCCGGGACCACGGCAAGAACCAGAAGGUGAAAACGAUCUGCGUCGGCAUUAUUGAUUGCAUCAAGCGCACGUGGACGCUGUACGCGGAGAAUCCCGCGUACGUGCCGCCGCUGGUCGUGCUGCCGCUGGUGCUGAAGGAUUAGAUGGAUUCGUACCCAGGAGCAUUGUCACUCCACAAGCUUCAAACACUUACACACACACACACAUACGCGCGCGCCUUUAAUUGAUUUGAUGGCAUUAUUUAUGGCCCCUCCCCCAACGUGUCAGGGUAAGACUAAACCAAUAAAUGUCUUUUGAGAGCUUAAUUUUCCUGUUACGUGCUUGAUACCCUGUGUA
Messenger RNA from Anopheles arabiensis, 1743 nucleotides. RefSeq lists its product as uncharacterized. The transcript has 8 exons. Bases 399 to 1550 code for a protein of 383 amino acids. The record is from RefSeq and is a predicted model, not a curated record. Lineage: Eukaryota; Metazoa; Arthropoda; Insecta; Diptera; Culicidae.